UUCUUCAUAUCAACCAUUAAACAUCUGAUAGAUUGUGGCCAAAAAAAAAAAAAAGGUGCCAGGUAGGCGGACCUUAUACCUCACGGCCAAUAGAAUGGUUCAAAAGGGAGGAACGACGCCUACCUGGCCUGCGGUUGGUGGAGGGUGAAGUUGCCCCUAUAAGCUUAUCUUGGGUCAGUUUUGCAGGUUCAAAUCCAAUAAAACUUUAUUAGUCACAUGCUUUGUAAACUACAGCUGUAGACUAACAGUGAAAUGCUUUCUUACGGGCCAUUUCCCAACAAUGCAGAGAGAAAUAUUUUGAAAUAAUAUAAAAAUAAUAACACAAGGAAAAAUACACAAUGAUUAAUGAUACCAUGGCUUUAUACACUGGGUACCGGUACCCAAUGGUAUGAAGUACUUAAGUAAAAAUACUUUAUAGUAUUACCUAAGUAGUUUUUUUGGUUAUCUGCACAUUAAUUAAAUUAAUGUACGAUUUAUAUUUUUGACAACUUUUACUUUUACUUCACUACAUUCCUAAAGAAAAUAAUGUACUUUUUAUUCCGUACAUUUUCCCUGACAUCCAAAAGUACUCGUUACAUUUUGAAUGCUCAGCAGGACAGGAAAAUGGUCCAAUUCACACAUUUAAAGAGGAAAAUCCCUGGUCAUCUCUACUGCAUCUGAUCUGGCAGACUCACUAAACACAAAUGCUUUGUUUGCAAAUUAUGAGUGUUGGAGUGUUCCCCUGACUAUCUGUAAUGAUGUCUGAGUGUUGGAGUGUUCCCCUGGCUAUCUGUAAAUGAUGUGUGAGUGUUGGAGUGUUCCCCUGACUAUCUGUAAUGAUGUGUGAGUGUUGGAGUGUUCCCCUGACUAUCUGUAAUGAUGUGUGAGUGUUGGAGUGUUCCCCUGACUAUCUGUAAUGAUGUCUGAGUGUUGGAGUGUUCCCCUGGCUAUCUGUAAAUUAUGUGUGAGUGUUGGAGUGUUCCCCUGGCUAUCUGUAAUGAUGUCUGAGUGUUGGAGUGUUCCCCUGGCUAUCUGUAAUGAUGUCUGAGUGUUGGAGUGUUCCCCUGGCUAUCUGUAAAUGAUGUCUGAGUGUUGAGUGUUCCCCUGGCUAUCUGUAAAUUAUGUGUGAGUGUUGGAGUGUUCCCCUGACUAUCUGUAAUGAUGUCUGAGUGUUGGAGUGUUCCCCUGGCUAUCUGUAAAUUAUGUGUGAGUGUUGGAGUGUUCCCCUGGCUAUCUGUAAUGAUGUCUGAGUGUUGGAGUGUUCCCCUGGCUAUCUGUAAUGAUGUCUGAGUGUUGGAGUGUUCCCCUGGCUAUCUGUAAUGAUGUCUGAGUGUUGGAGUGUUCCCCUGGCUAUCUGUAAUGAUGUCUGAGUGUUGGAGUGUUCCCCUGACUAUCUGUAAUGAUGUCUGAGUGUUGGAGUGUGCCCCUGGCUAUCUGUAAUGAUGUCUGAGUGUUGGAGUGUUUCCCUGGCUAUCUGUAAAUGAUGUGUGAGUGUUGGAGUGUUCCCCUGGCUAUCUGUAAUGAUGUGUGAGUGUUGGAGUGUGUCCCUGGCUAUCUGUAAUGAUGUCUGAGUGUUGGAGUGUUCCCCUGGCUAUCUGUAAUGAUGUCUGAGUGUUGGAGUGUUCCCCUGGCUAUCUGUAAUGAUGUCUGAGUGUUGGAGUGUUCCCUGGCUAUCUGUAAAUGAUGUCUGAGUGUUGGAGUGUUUCCCUGGCUAUCUGUAAAUUAUGUGUGAGUGUUGGAGUGUUCCCCUGGUUAUCUGCAAUGAUGUCUGAGUGUUGGAGUGUUCCCCUGGCUAUCUGUAAAUGAUGUCUGAGUGUUGGAGUGUUCCCCUGGCUAUCUGUAAAUGAUGUCUGAGUGUUUUUUGCAAACAAGAAAACUGUGCCGUCUGGUUUGCUUAAUAUAAGGAAUUUGAAAUUAUUUAUACUUUUACUUUUACUUUUGAUACUUAAGUAUAUUUUAACAAUUACAUAUAUUUUUGAUAAUUAAGUACAUUUUAAACCAAAUAUUUUUAGACUUUAACUCAAGUAGUAUUUUACUAGGUGACCUUUACUUUUACUUGAGUCAUUUUCUAUUAAGGUAUCAUUACUUUUACUCAAGUAUGACAACUGGGUACUUUUUCCACCACUGCCAGUACCGAGUUGAUGUGCAGGUGUACGAUGUAGUUGAGGUAGAUAUGUACAUAUAGGUAGGGAUAAAGUGACUAAGCAACAGGAUAGAUAAUAAACCCUAGCACCAGUGUAUGUGAAGAGUCCCAAAAAUUGUUAGUGGAAUAACGUUCAAUGCAGAUGAAUCUGGGUAGCUAUUUAACUAACUAUGUAACUAACUAUUUAACUAACUAUUUAGUAUGUCAUAAGGUGAAUGCACCAAUUUGUAAGUCGCUCUGGAUAAGAGCGUCUGCUAAAUGACUUAAAUGUAAAUGUAAUGUAAAUGUAGUAGUCUUAUGCCUUGGAGGUUGAAGCUGUUCAGGAUCCUGUUGGUUCCAGACUUGGUGCAUCGGAACCGCUCGCCAUGCGGUAGCAGAGAGAACUGUCUAUGACUGGGGUGGUUGGAGUCUUUGACUAUUUUUACGGCCUUCCACUGACACCGCCUGGGAUAGAGGUCCUGGAUGGCAGGAAGCUUGGCCCCAGUGAUGUACUGGGCCGUACGCACUACCCUCUGUAGCGUCUUACGGUCAGAUGCCAAGCAGUUACCAUACCAAGUGGUGAAGCAGCCAGUCAAGAUGCUCUCAAUGGUGCCUUUCUGAGGAUCUGAGGGCUCAUGCUGAAUCUUCUUCCUGAGGGGAAAGAGGUGUUGUCUUCACGACUGUACUGUGUGUGUGUGGACCAUGAUAAUUCCUUAUUGAUGUGGACACCGAGGAACUUUAAACUCUCGACUCGCUCCACUACAGCCCCAUCAAUGUGCUCGGCUCUCGGUUUCCUGUAAUCCACGAUCAGCUCCUUUACCUUGUUGACGUUGAGGGAGAGGUUGUUAUCCUGACACCACACUGCCAGGUCUGUGACCCCCUCCCUAUAGGCUGUCUCAUCAGGCCAACCACCGUCGAGUCGUCAGUAAACCUAAUGAUGGUGUUGGAGUCAUGCAACAGUGGGUGAACAGGGGGUACAGGAAUCACCCCUGAGGGGUCCCCUUGUUGAGAGUCAGCGUGGUGGAUGUGUUGUUACCUACCCUUACCACCUGGGGGCGGCCUGUCAGGAAGUCCAGGAUCCACUUGCAGAGGGAGGUGUUCAGUCCCAGGGUCCUGAGCUUAGUGAUGAGUUUGAAGGGCACAAUGGUGUUGAAUGCUGAGCUAUCAAUGAGGGAUCAUAGCUUUCACCUGGUCAGUCUAUGUCAUGGAAAAGAGCAGCUGUUCCUAAUGUUUUGUACACUCAGUGUAUAAUGUCCUUAUUCAGUCAUGAUUCUGAAAAGCAUAAGAUAUUACAGUUGUUGGGGUCUUGUUGAUGGGAUAGUCCCGAAUGGAUCUCCUCCAGGUUGUUGGGGUCUUGUUGAUGGGAUAGUCCCGAAUGGAUCUCAUCCAGGUUGUUGGGGUCUUGUUGAUGGGAUAGUCCCGAAUGGAUCUCCUCCAGGUUGUUGGGGUCUUGUUGAUGGGAUAGUCCCGAAUGGAUCUCCUCCAGGUUGUUGGGGUCUUGUUGAUGGGAUAGUCCCGAAUGGAUCUCCUCCAGGUUGUUGGGGUCUUGUUGAUGGGAUAGUCCCGAAUGGAUCUCAUCCAGGUUGUUGGGGUCUUGUUGAUGGGAUAGUCCCGAAUGGAUCUCAUCCAGGUUGUUGGGGUCUUGUUGAUGGGAUAGUCCCGAAUGGAUCUCAUCCAGGUUGUUGGGGUCUUGUUGAUGGGAUAGUCCCGAAUGGAUCUCCUCCAGGUUGUUGGGGUCUUGUUGAUGGGAUAGUCCCGAAUGGAUCUCCUCCAGGUUGUUGGGGUCUUGUUGAUGGGAUAGUCCUGAAUGGAUCUCAUCCAGGUUGUUGGGGUCUUGUUGAUGGGAUAGUCCCGAAUGGAUCUCCUCCAGGUUGUUGGGGUCUUGUUGAUGGGAUAGUCCCGAAUGGAUCUCCUCCAGGUUGUUGGGGUCUUGUUGAUGGGAUAGUCCCGAAUGGAUCUCAUCCAGGUUGUUGGGGUCUUGUUGAUGGGAUAGUCCCGAAUGGAUCUCAUCCAGGUUGUUGGGGUCUUGUUGAUGGGAUAGUCCCGAAUGGAUCUCAUCCAGGUUGUUGUGGUCUUGUUGAUGGGAUAGUCCCGAAUGGAUCUCCUCCAGGUUGUUGGGGUCUUGUUGAUGGGAUAGUCCCGAAUGGAUCUCCUCCAGGUUGUUGGGGUCUUGUUGAUGGGAUAGUCCCGAAUGGAUCUCAUCCAGGUUGUUGGGGUGUUGUUGAUGGGAUAGUCCCGAAUGGAUCUCAUCCAGGUUGUUGGGGUCUUGUUGAUGGGAUAGUCCCGAAUGGAUCUCCUCCAGGUUGUUGUGGUCUUGUUGAUGGGAUAGUCCCGAAUGGAUCUCGUCCAGGUUGUUCUCCAGUGUACAAUAGAACAGCGGAGAGGAGGAGGAGGAGGAGACGAGGAAGAUGAGGUUGUAGAGGUGGUUUAUUUAGCUCGUCUGCCUCUCUUCCGCUUUCCAGUCCCCGUGGAUUAGUGCCUGGUCCGGAACGAGCAGUACAUCCACAGCUGCCGACUCGUUGAAGUAAAAAUCUUAAUCCAAAUCGAGGUUAGUGAUCGCUGUUCUGAUGUCCAGAAGAUGUUUUCGGUUUGUAGGAAAUGAUCUCGGAAACAUUAUGUAAAAUAAAUAAGUUAAGACCACAAAAUAAUAACAAUGGGGGCGCAGAAUUGGUCAGGAGCCUGCAAGACAGCAGCUAUCCUCUGCAGUCCCGUCAUUUUCAGUUAUGACUGGGGGAGGGGAAGCUGAUCCUAGAUCUGUCCCUAGUGGAAACUUCACCCUUCUGCAGUGUGGUCGGAGCUCAAUCAAGUUCAUCCAAUCCCUCCACACCAUCAUAAGCCCCAGUCCACUGCAAAGGAUGCUGGGAGUUGUAGGCGUCUGUUUGGAGUGUGUGACUGCAGCUGUGUGUGUCCUCUCCUGUUUUCUCUGCUGUAUACAGCGAUAGCAAUAAUUCCUCUCACUCUACCUUUCUCUUUCUUUCGUUCUCAUUUUUCUGUUAUUGUCGAUCUCCACCCCCCCAUCCUUCUUGUUCACAACCCAGGCUAGGUUUGGUUCCUGUAGUGGUGUGAUGUGUGUGUGUUUGGUGUAGUCGUCUGUAUUACAGUAUUUGUUCUGU
Oncorhynchus keta (chum salmon) is the source of this 5214-nucleotide messenger RNA. RefSeq lists its product as uncharacterized. Lineage: Eukaryota; Metazoa; Chordata; Actinopteri; Salmoniformes; Salmonidae. The record is from RefSeq and is a predicted model, not a curated record. The transcript has 5 exons. The coding region runs from base 3368 to 4513 and encodes 381 amino acids.